AUGGAUUCGUCACCGCUCGUCAAGGCGCACGACCACGCGCAAGCCGCCGCCGUCGCCACCCGCCAGUCCGCCGACACGACCGUCGCCAUCAGCGAGCACACCCUGGCCGCAGGCGAGUUUGCCAACGCCGCCCGGAACACGUCGAGCAUCGAGGCCCUCCGUACACUCCGGCUCCUCGAGGCACACCACAAGCGGCUGGCCGAGCUGCUGAAGCUGUCGCCCGACACUCACGUGCACGCCGGCGGUGACGCUGACGAAAAGGCCUUUGGCGAAAAGGAAGCAGACGACGAUGCGGGCAGCAAGGCGUCAGCAGGCGGCGUGACAUCAUCAUCAUCAUCGAGGACAAGUUCAUCGCCGCAUAUGCCAGGACUCGCGCAGCCGCGGCGCCACGCAGCGCGGGACAUGUCGUCGUCGAUUGCGAGCAACCUGGCCUCGGCGCGCGGUAUACGCUCCAAGUAUCGCGGGCAGCCGCUGAGCCCCAGUGUCUCCAACGACCAGGCGCCCGGCAACGUCGACCCGCACCCGCGGAGAGACGGCUCUAGGACCAAGAUGCAGACGCUGAUAGACCACCAGCCCGGCAAGCCGACCUGGGUGCCGCCGCCCAUGCAGUCGUCGAGAUCAGAUGCCCGCCAGAGAUCCGCCUCGGCGCCACAGAACAGCCAACAGCAAAGUCCGAAGCCCAAUACAGACGACGCUGGCUAUACAAGAUUCUAUAAUACCUUUGGUAGCCUCAUAAAUAAAAUAUCGGCGCCUCUGGCAUUCGCUGGCCUGCCGCUCAUCCAGGAAGAGUCCACCACGUCGGAGCAAGAGGCGCCCGAGCCGUCGCAAGCAAGGAGAAGACCAAAGACGGUUCCGUCUCCGAGCGCCGAGCCGGACCUGUCCAAAAUUUAUUCCAAGGCUACUAUGCGUAUUCUAGCGCGCGAGGGUCAUGCCCCUCAUGAAUCUUUCUACGUCGUACCUACAACUGGUCACACCAUGUCUUACGCGAAUAUCCUCAGCUACGCUGAGAAGGAGAAGCGUCGUCUGGGCAGCUCUUUACAUGGAAGUGCAGAGUCUGCCAUGGGUGAGGAGGAAGAUGAUGAUUUUGUAGAUGCGCGUGAGCUGCCCGUCGCUCUAUCGCCAGGUGCGAAGCGGCGUGUGGGCAAAUCCUCGCAUACAGAACGGCAGCUCAACAAUACGAUUGAGGAGCUGUAUACAGAGAACCAGUCCCUCAAGGAUAUGCUAGAUAAGCUCUCGAAGCGACUGCACACAUUUGAGGCGAGUGCGCAGAGCUCUGCCAUGGCUCUGGCUGAAAGCUAUCGCCUAAUGAGGCCCUCUUCACCAAAUGCCUCUGCAAAGCCCGACGAUGGCGCCGCGGCGGCUCUGCUACGGAAGAGCCAGGAGACGGAGCAGCAACUGGCGGCGGCAACCAAGCAAAUGGAGCGACUUGAAAAGGAUAACCGUAAAAUGCAAAAGACAUUAGAGAAAUACAGAGACAAAUGGGAGUUGCUGAAAGCUGGAGCCAAAGCCCGCCGAGAUGGCCAGAGAACAGAUGUCACGGAAGACGAUAGUCAGAGCUAG
This is a messenger RNA of Beauveria bassiana ARSEF 2860, 1560 nucleotides long. RefSeq lists its product as uncharacterized. The record is from RefSeq and is a predicted model, not a curated record. Bases 1 to 1560 code for a protein of 519 amino acids. Lineage: Eukaryota; Fungi; Ascomycota; Sordariomycetes; Hypocreales; Cordycipitaceae. The transcript has a single exon.